Molecule: messenger RNA, 1103 nt
Organism: Aedes aegypti (yellow fever mosquito)
Lineage: Eukaryota; Metazoa; Arthropoda; Insecta; Diptera; Culicidae
Gene: Reg-2
Product: rhythmically expressed gene 2 protein
Exons: 3
Coding region: 260-1060 (266 amino acids)
Source: RefSeq, a predicted model, not a curated record
UCAGCUGUUUGUAUAUUGCUCUUCUCUUAUCAGAGGAGAGUAUACAAGAGUUGAUAAGACAUAUUCAAAAUAAGUUUUUUUUAGCUACAGUCUUCAAUCGAAGCUGGAACUAAUUUCCAAUAUCAGCCCGGCUGAGCUUGAUACUGGCUAAUUCGCAUUCGCUAGUCGAUGAGAGCAGAUCAUCAGUCUUGUCUUGCCCACAGGACUGGUUGUUGGUUUUUGAAUUGCUAAAGCUCGUUUGCAUUUUAGGAGUAUCAUUAUGAGCUGCUUAUCGCGUUUCCGCUUAAUCACAUUCGAUGUCCAUAACACGUUGCUACAGAUUCGAUCCGCGCCGGGUAAGAAAUAUGGAGAGCUCGGAGCUAUGUUCGGUAUUAGUAAUAACAAGAAUCAGCUGGUAGCUAAUUAUGUUCAAAGUUGGCAUAAAAUGAAUCGGUUGCAUCCGAACUUUGGACUGAAAACGAAAAUCGGAUAUAAGCAGUGGUGGCAAAUGAUGAUUGGAGGUAUUUUCAAUGAAAAUGGAACACACAACAUUCCAGAAGAUAAAAUCGAACAGAUGACGGAACACUUCAUGGAAUUCUUCAAAACUAGUGGAUUUUGGCAGCAUUGCUACGGUUCAGUGGAUUUUCUGAACUAUCUGAAACUACAAAGGCAUAUAGAAUCGCAUGGUAGCAAAGAGCCUCCGUUCAAACUUGGUGUUAUUUCUAAUUUCGAUCCAAGGCUCGACGUUCUUCUGAGAAACAUGAAGCUAAAUCACUAUUUCGAUUUCGUACUCAAUUCAUAUGAUGUUGGAUACAUGAAACCUUCGAAGGAAAUUUUUGCAGCUGCUAUGAAAGCGUCUGAAUUAAAAGACCUUAAACCACAAGAAUGCUUGCAUAUCGGAGCAACACCAGCUACCGACUAUUUUGGAGCGCGACACGCUGGCUGGUAUGGUUUACUUGUUCAUGAAAAAUCUGCCGAUGAACUGUCUAGAAAAUAUGGGCAAACGGUGGAUGACAAUCACGUUUUCUCUAGUUUGUUUGAUAUUCAUAAAAAAAUUUCGAAUGAUUAUAUGAAAUGGUAAAUACAUGUUCUUAAUAAAACAUUAUUGUAUUUUUGCAUGCGGU